Nomascus leucogenys (northern white-cheeked gibbon) is the source of this 631-nucleotide messenger RNA. Its product is annotated as E3 ubiquitin-protein ligase HERC2. The transcript is spliced from 2 exons. Lineage: Eukaryota; Metazoa; Chordata; Mammalia; Primates; Hylobatidae. The record is from RefSeq and is a predicted model, not a curated record. The coding region runs from base 296 to 631 and encodes 111 amino acids.
UUCUAGGGUUUUUAUGGUUUUAGGUCUAACUUGGAAAUCUUUAAUCAUCUUUCAUGUAAACAUGCUCUUUAAGCUUCUUAACUGGUCUUUCCUAUCAGCAGAAGGCGAUGACUUGUGCUAAAAUCUUAGUGUCAAUUCAGUGAUUUAAUUACCACGGCUUUACUUUCGUUUCCUUUCAUAUCCCAAGUAUUUGUUCACUUCUAUCUAGCUGUUUGCUUUUAUUUUUGAUCAACCAUGAAAAAAAAGUUAAUCUGUUUUUACUAGGAAUAAAUAUCUUUUCUCCUUUAGCCUCCCAAUGUUGUCUGCCAUCCUGUUGUUGCCUAAGCUGUGGGACAGCAAGGCACAGGAGACUGACAAUGAGCGUUCCGCUGCCCCGGGCACCAGCGCCCCGCUUUUGCCCUUGCUGCAAAGGUUCCAGAGCAUCAUUUACAGGAAGGAUACGCCCCACUCCAAGGGCGACAUGCACCUUUUGUCUGGCCCUCUGAGCCCCAAUGAGAGUUUCCUGAGGUACCUCACCCUUCCACAAGACAACGAGCUUGCCAUUGAUCUGCAACAAACGGCGGUUGUUGUCAUGGCCCAUUUAGACCGUCUGGCUACGCCCUGUAGACGCCCCCACCAUGUAGCCCUCUGA